Molecule: messenger RNA, 1083 nt
Organism: Gamsiella multidivaricata
Lineage: Eukaryota; Fungi; Mortierellomycota; Mortierellomycetes; Mortierellales; Mortierellaceae
Exons: 4
Coding region: 94-960 (288 amino acids)
Source: RefSeq, a predicted model, not a curated record
CGACCUCGAAUAUCACGCCCAAGGAACUUCACGCGCUCACUGUCCUUUAAAACAUACCGCACAUAGCAGCAUAUAUCGUCUCUCUAAAAGAUCAUGAAGUUCAUUCCCUCGACAGCAAGUAUCUCCUUCGCCUCCAUGGCGGGCCUUCUCAGCAUGCUCUCAUUUGCCCGCGCAGAUCGUGUGUUCUGGACCCUCCCCGCGAACAACAGCGUUGCUUACCCAGGCUGUGAUUUGGAGCUGGGGUUCAGGGUGCAGUAUUCGGAUAUAGCGAUGUUGAGCUAUGUUCAGUUACAGGUUCUAGAUUUCCAGGAUAACAUCGUGAUCGAGAACGUCGAUAACUCGACGCGUCAGGAAUGGGAUCAACACCGCGCAAAGAACUUGACAUGGUCCGUGCCCCAGGAUUGGUCCUCGGGCGACUACAUUCUCCGGGCCUUUGGCGGCGCGACAUAUCCAUGCACUGAAAACGGACAGCGGAAGUUCUGUCGGCUCCAACUUGAAGACCGUCAGAUCAUUCAUCUUCAACCCCUUCCGGCUGGUGCCACGUGUCCUGUGAAUGCGUUCCCCGAAAAUACAGAUCCUUCAACAGCAGAGUCUGAGGAUGGGAGUAGUAAUACUAGCGACGGCAAAGAGUCCGAGGGGUCGUUGAUGGAUAUGUUUGAUGUGGAUCGUUCGGAGGUGUUGAGGUUGUUGGGGGAGAAGGUUGGAGGGGUGCAUUUGGCACAGGAUGGGACGAUGAGUCUUGAGGACGGGAGUAGGGGGACUCCAACGGGAGCUAAUAGUGCGACGGAGAAGGCGGGGACGAUGACGUCGUCGAUGGUAUCUGGACAGACGUCCGUAGGUUUGGCGCAGAAACAGGGGCGGGAGCAAACGAAUCAUGCGGCGAAAGGGAAGUCGGGGAUGGCUGGAAAGUCGAACGUGGCGAGUGGUGUGGUGUUGAUGAUCGCGGCUCUGCUGUUUUAGGGUGAGGAUCUACAUUUGUUUCUGUCAAAUAGGGAUGACAGGAUGCCAUGCUCCACGAAGUAGGCAGACAACAUAUUAUCUUUUUGCAUCUUUCUUCCAUGAUAAAUGAUUUAUUGAUCUUGU